This is a messenger RNA of Pseudoliparis swirei, 3828 nucleotides long. RefSeq names its product phosphoribosyl pyrophosphate synthetase 1B (gene prps1b). The transcript is spliced from 7 exons. Gene Ontology annotation, cellular component: cytoplasm; ribose phosphate diphosphokinase complex. The record is from RefSeq and is a predicted model, not a curated record. NCBI's taxonomy places the organism in Eukaryota, Metazoa, Chordata, Actinopteri, Perciformes, Liparidae. Gene Ontology annotation, biological process: ribonucleoside monophosphate biosynthetic process; purine nucleotide biosynthetic process; 5-phosphoribose 1-diphosphate biosynthetic process. Gene Ontology annotation, molecular function: ribose phosphate diphosphokinase activity; ATP binding; magnesium ion binding. The coding region runs from base 291 to 1253 and encodes 320 amino acids.
UGUAAAGCUUGCAAUGGCGACGACUAUCCGUUGGCGUACCUCGCUCGCGCGCUCACUUGCCCCCUCUACCCGGAAUGACGUCAUCGCGGCAGAACGUAGAGGAAAGCGUGCGCGCCGCUUCGGGUUGAAGAGCCGCACGCGUGAUGUGUGGGACAUAAUGGUGGAUAGCUAAGGAACAGUCCACAGCUCGAUAAGAGUUGCUCAUAAAACGUUAACCGAUAUCCUGUUGUCGCGGACUCGACAGCUGCUGCUGCCCGCUCGGACUGAACGACGCCCUGGACCGCAAAAAAAUGCCGAAUAUCAAAUUAUUUAGCGGGAGCUCACAUCCGGACCUUUCUCAGAAAAUAGCAGACCGCCUGGGUCUCGAGCUAGGGAAGGUCGUUACGAAGAAAUUUAGCAACCAAGAAACAUGCGUGGAAAUCGGGGAAAGCGUUCGUGGGGAGGACGUCUACAUCGUGCAGAGUGGCUGUGGGGAGAUCAAUGACAAUUUGAUGGAGCUGCUGAUCAUGAUCAACGCCUGCAAGAUUGCCUCUGCAUCCAGGGUCUCGGCUGUCAUCCCUUGCUUUCCGUAUGCCCGGCAAGACAAGAAGGACAAGGUGGGGAGCCGCGCACCUAUCUCUGCCAAGUUGGUGGCCAACAUGUUGUCGGUAUCAGGCGCUGACCAUAUUAUUACCAUGGACUUGCAUGCCUCACAGAUACAGGGAUUCUUUGAUAUCCCUGUAGAUAAUUUAUAUGCAGAACCAGCUGUGCUGAAAUGGAUCAAAGAGAACAUCCCUGAAUGGAAAAACUGUACCAUCGUUUCCCCCGAUGCAGGAGGAGCCAAGAGGGUCACCUCCAUAGCAGACAGGCUGAAUGUGGACUUUGCCCUUAUUCACAAGGAGAGGAAGAAGGCAAAUGAGGUGGACCGAAUGGUUCUCGUUGGCGAUGUGACCGAUCGGGUCGCUAUUCUAGUGGAUGACAUGGCUGACACAUGUGGCACAAUCUGUCAUGCUGCUGACAAAUUAAUUUCUGCUGGUGCCACCAAGGUGUAUGCCAUCCUAACCCAUGGCAUCUUCUCUGGCCCAGCUAUCUCACGCAUCAACAAUGCCUGCUUUGAAGCUGUGGUGGUCACCAAUACAAUCCCUCAGGAGGAGAAGAUGAAGCAUUGUCCCAAAAUACAGGUUAUUGACAUCGCCAUGAUCCUUGCCGAGGCCAUCCGUAGAACUCACAACGGAGAAUCUGUGUCGUACCUUUUCAGCCACGUUCCCUUGUAACAAAUGAUGUCUACUGUGUGCUGUUACACCAAAUAAGAGAAGAGGGAAUUCUCCAACCCAAACGCAUCCAUUCGCAAAGAUGUUCUGCUAACCAACUGUGAAAAAAGAAAGGGAAAAAUGUCUGUUUUGUUACUAAUGCUGACCCCCUCACUUAAGUCCCUUCAUGUCUGGGCACUAAAGCCAUCGCAACCUACCAAUUUAGGCCAGCAUAUUUAUUGUACUAGGAUAAAUAGGUGUUUAUCCACUGAACUUUGUUCCCCCUUCAUAACAUUUAGGUACAGAGUUUCUCCUGACCAUUUCUCCUUUCCAGAGAGUUAUACUACAAAGAAGGUUCAACGGCCAGGGUUCUUUGCCUUAGCUGACUCAACAAACAAACCCUGAUCAGAGAUAACAGGAAAUACGUCCUCAACUUGCUUUGUCGACUCAGGCUCUAUCUCACACUCCAGCUUUUAGGUCUCACACCAUACCGUAAUGAAGGAUUGGUAGAGAUCAUUUUCGGUUUUGGCCAAAACCAUUUAAAAUUAAUUUGAUUGAUUGAACAUUAAUGAUGUUGAAUGCCAAUAGAUUACUAUAUUCUCUAAUCUGUUGUAUUCGUUGCAAUACCGGUGGUUUAAAACAGACUUCCACAACUCAGGGCCAAACAUCCAAAUUUGUAACGUAAUGGUCUGAAGCCAUUGUACUGCACUUCAUAUGCAAGUAGAGGUCAUACUGAUUAAUAAUAUUGUGAACUGCUUUGGCUUUUCUUCAAGCCAAUGUGGGCAAAUGUCCAGAUAACACUACUGAGCUGCAACAACCUUGCGAAUACAAUAAAAAUAGCUGUAUUCAUACUUAGAUUUUCUGCAUCACCAACUGAAUGCAUAUAGGUUCCUGUGGCAAUGCGAUGCACACAGUUUGUGUAAUAGCAUGACAGUUCAGUUUCAUCAAUAAUGUAACAUAAUGGCUCUACAAGUUUGCAUAAAGGUAUUCCCUCAGAUAAGAAUCUCUCAGACUAGUAAUGGCUCACUAUUCCCAAAAGAAGUUGAUGAGUGAAAGGUGAUUUAUAGCUAAUGUCAAGCUUAAAGUGCUCUGAACCAGGUUAGGUCUGCAGCAUGACUUCCCAUGGCAAUAUAGCCAGGUUAAAACAGCCAUCUUUGUAACAGUAAUUUCUGGCUUUGGGCUCAAUGUCUUGCUAACCCACUAAUCUCGCUUCAUAGUACAGCCCUCGGGUUUCUUUUCAAUGUAUGUUCAAGGAGCUUGUAAUGAAUAUCCCUGUCUGGUUCCAAUGGUCAGGAGAUGCAUCUGCCAUAUAAAGCUGUUACAUUGCUUUUUGUUACAAUGAACGGAUGUCGUUGUUCAUGUUGCUCCUCUGUUCUCUGCGGUUUAAAAGACUAAUUGAUGACGUGACUGUGUAUUAAACUAGUUUACAGUGCCACUGAAGCUCCACUCAACCCAAGUGUGCCUCAGCAGUCUGAAAUGUCCUGCCCACCCUGUUCCUCCCAUUGAGCUGGGUUCAUUGUCUCACUGGAUAAAUAACUUUCUUGUGUCUUCUUAGGCAGUAACAUAUGUUCUGGGAUGUUUAUUUAAACUUUUGAGUGCGGUGUGGCCAGGGAGCUUUUACUUGAUGGGCUAUUUAUAGAGAAGCUGGUUGGGGUUUUAGUUUGGGGUCUCUGCAGGCUAGAGCGUCCUUAAGAAAUGUUCACCUGCGUUUUUGCGUUGGUUUUUUUCUCCUUUUCCUUUUGGUCUUUUUGUAUGGAGGAAGAAUUUGUCAAUGUGCAGUUCCCAAGCUUUGUGUUUACUUUAGUAGGGUGAAUGCACCGGUUAUCUGAGGAUGCGUUCUAAAUAAAAAAAUUACAUAUGCCUAAAAUCUUAAAACUGACACCUUUUUUGUUUCUAUAAAAAUCUCAUGAAGAGAAACAAAAUACUGACCAGUGUAAACACACAACUAUUCAGCCCCAUCUGUGUGGCUCAUGGGGCAGGUUCGAUAUGUCCUCCACACCGUGCGCAUGUCAAGGUGUCCUUUAGCAAGACACUGAACCCCCAGUUGCUCCCACAGCAGCACCGAGAAUGCUAAGGAAGGUAAAUACUGCGGUCAAGUGAUCCGCCGCUUGAAAUGUAAUGCACCUCUAUUCAUUCUGUUACGGUAUAGGGACUUGUACAGGCCAAAAAGCAAGGAGAUAGACCCAUAUUUAAGCAAAUGGUUUGUCCAAUUCGAUAUUACAAAUCAAGAACAUUAUCAUAACGUAUGAAGUUACACUAAUGUACUUUAGUUUUUAAUUGAAAGUCAGCUCAAAUGAAAUGAUUACUCCUACACUUUCUCAAUAUUUGAACUGUUAUUAAAGUAGCCGCGAGUUUUUUGUUAAAACAGUACAAUACAUGUUUGCAGUGGCAAUAAACUAAUUUUGAUCUGAAGCCUAGAUAGAUGUCUUAAAUGAUGUACAAAUGCCUCAGUUUCCCCCAGGCAGCACUUAAUGGUGUCGAGAAUAAGUGCUUUGAAACAUUUAGAUUAUUAUUGAACUGUUAAAAUCCAAAUAUAUUGUUAAACCCAUGACGUCUGUGUCUGUCGAAGGGAAAACUAAAUAAUAAAACUAUUGCAGUA